This is a messenger RNA of Penaeus indicus, 792 nucleotides long. RefSeq lists its product as uncharacterized. The transcript has 6 exons. The record is from RefSeq and is a predicted model, not a curated record. Lineage: Eukaryota; Metazoa; Arthropoda; Malacostraca; Decapoda; Penaeidae. Bases 229 to 792 code for a protein of 187 amino acids.
CUUGUACGUGUGCUUGUGUGUGUGUGGCCGUACGUGGCGCAGGUCUUGAGUGUUCAGUGUGGUCAAACGUUUCUUUCCUCUGUGCACCUAGGCCUGUGAAAAGUGCACCCUCCUUAGGCCCAUCUUAUUUUGCGUAGAGGUACUGCCCUCCAUAAGUCUCUUUCGGGCGAGGUCAAUCGCUGUAAAGCCGGGUUGCGCCUGCUUUGGGAGACGUAGGAGAUGUGAAACAUGGGUUGUGUACCGCAGAGAUUUUCACACUACCAACCGGGAAGUAAGGCUGCCCUCUUUUCUGUUACUGUCGUCUGCGCUGUUAUUAUUUAUGGUCUGAUGAACAUUGCACUGUUAAACGACUCUGCAGUGCAAGUUAGGAAAACAGCUAUCCAGUACAAGGAAAAACAGUCUAUCCACGCCCCUGGACCUUGGGUUCCGCAGGAGAAGUGGGUGAAGUUUCCUGGUCGUAUGUGGCAGGGUUAUCAGCUCCCCGUGCUGACGGCCCAGCCCCUCGGACGCACGGGCAACGUAAUGGGGGAAUACGCGACUCUGUGGGCCCUGAAGCACAUCUACAAUGCUACCGUGCUCGUGACGCCACGGAUGAAGUACAAACUGUCGUGUUUCCCGUCGCUUUCUCUCCCCGACUGCCCCGGGAAGAAGCUCGAAAGGCCCCCACCGCACUUUACAGCACUUUCAAUGACUCGAAAGAAUAAUUCAGAAAAGAGUGAAGGUGUUGUCAUUUUACAUAUGGAUUUGGUGUCAGUGUCUACAUUGUCUAAUGAUCUCAUGCAGUUGAUCUGA